Molecule: messenger RNA, 5093 nt
Organism: Trichoplusia ni (cabbage looper)
Lineage: Eukaryota; Metazoa; Arthropoda; Insecta; Lepidoptera; Noctuidae
Product: netrin receptor UNC5B-like
Exons: 21
Coding region: 225-4550 (1441 amino acids)
Biological process (GO): signal transduction
Molecular function (GO): serine-type endopeptidase inhibitor activity; protein binding
Source: RefSeq, a predicted model, not a curated record
UCUACCAUCACAAGCAUACUACAUUAAAUCUUAUUUAAAGCCGAAGUAUAGAGUAGCUUACAUUACUAACUACCCGAUAACAGAAUUGGUUGCAAUUGGCCACAGUAUCUCUGUACCGUGAGGAACGAAUUACGGAAUUGAAAUAUUGAUUGCAUAUCAGUACAAAUGUGUAUCUUUUUGCGUAGUGCCUUUAAACCUAUGGAUUUUCCAUUUAAUUUAAUAUAAUGAAACUUUCCUUCAUAUUUAUUUAUUUAAGUUUUAUGGUAUCGGCGAAAAAACAAAAAGGCAGGGCAAAAAGUUCUGAGGAAGCUGUACCUAUAGUAGAUACAGUUUUGGAUUUCAGAGGGACAGUCAGAAGGGAUUUCGCGCUGGAAGCAGCCCUCUUGGACCAUGCUCGUAAUAUGAUAUGCUCCCCAUUGUCUGUAUUGAUGCCUUUGGGGAAGUUAUUAUUAGGAGCGGAAGACGAGGCAGAAACAGAACUGUUAGCUGCAAUAGGUAUAGAUAAUCGAAAACAACUGAAACCGAUGUUCACGAAACUUAUAAAAAAUAUGCAAUAUCUGCCUGGUGUAACCCUAGACGUUGCGAGUCGAGUAUACGUUGGUACCGAAACAAAAAUCAACACGAAUUUUCUAAAGAACACCAAAUCAAUUUUUCAAUCUACUUGUAAGAAGAUGAAUACUAAGGAUCCUGAAGGUUGUGCAGCAGCAAUUAAUAAUUGGGUAUCCCUAAAAACUAAGCAAAAGAUUAGAAAUUUAAUAAAUCCGUCGGAAAUCACCAGAGACACAUCAGUGAUCCUAGUCAACGCUGUCUAUUUUGCUGGCCAAUGGAAACAAAAGUUUGAAAGAGUCCAUACUGAAGAUUUUCAUGCUCCCGCCGGCACUCGACGAAUUCCUAUGAUGACGCGGCAAGGACAGUACAAAUAUUGGAAGUGCGAGACUUUGAAUGCCCAGCUUAUAGAAAUACCUUACGAAGGCAACCAGUCUUCAAUGAUUGUGGUCCUUCCGUUUAGCAGCAGUGGUCUCCCGGUGUUACUGAGAGCAAUAAAACUGGCUCCCGAACUAUUAAACCAAGCUCUAGACAGGAUGAAGCCGUCGAGUGUUAUACUGUCGAUACCGAAAUUUAAGAUCGAAUCGGAAUUCGAUCUUACAGCUUUGUAUCAAAAGAUUGGAGUGCAAAAUAUAUUUGAUCCAGCAAACACAAAAUUAACUGGCAUUGUUAACAGGCGUAGAGUUCAUAUUUCGAAAGCGAUACAUAAAGCUGUUAUAGAAGUAAACGAAAAAGGAACAGAGGCAUCUGCCGCUACAGGGAUGCAAGUAGUCCCGUUGACAGCUUCCGUGGACAUUGAGUUUAAGGCCAGUCAUCCGUUUUUGUUCGUCAUUGUUGCUAAUAAACAGGAAUUGUUUGCGGGAUCUUUUACGAGCCAUAUUUCCAUUGUAGAUUCCCAUCAUCGAACAGAUGAUACUUCAAACCCAGACAUCAAACAUGAAAAGCCACUAGAAUUCCUAAUUAACCACCCAAACAACCCAGAAACAGACUAUUUCUUACCACCGGUAUUCAACAAUCACGAUGACAAUUUGGAAGAAGAUGAUGAAGAUGAAAACACGUACCUAGAUUAUGAUUAUGAUGGCAAAGAAAGUAAUUACAAAGACUCUCCAGAUCUGGCAACUGUCAAAACAGAUACACAUGAUGUGUCAUCCCUAGAUGAUAAGAUACCGCUGCACACAGCUAAAGAUAAUUUGCCAAUUUUUCUUUUGGAACCCGAAAACACUUAUGUAGUUAAAAAUAAGCCGGCCACUCUGAAAUGUCGAGCUGCCAAUGCGUUAAAAGUAUUCUUCAAAUGCAAUGGCAUUCAGACUCAAGCCCUGAACUUUGAGUUUGUGGACCCUCAAACAGGGGUGCGGAUCAUUGAGGGAGAGUGCAAAGUGACGCGGGAAAACGUCGAGGAGUACUUCGGAAGUGACAAGUAUCAAUGCUCUUGUUUUGCGUGGACCAGUAGAGGGCAUAUACGGAGUCAGCCGGCGACUAUUGAACUAGCUUAUAUAAAGAAGCACUUCUCAGUGGCUCCCCAAUCUCAGCUUGUCAAACAAUACACAUCAGUUACAUUCCGGUGCGAGCCCCCCCCUGCCGCCCCCUUCGUCCAGAUUUAUUGGCUCAAGAAUGGCGCGCCAGUCGUCGUCGACGAUAACGUACAGGUCUCUAAGGAAGGAGAUUUGUUCAUUAAGCAAGCCACGUUAUUGGACAUGGCGAACUACACAUGUGUCGCAGAAAAUUUAGCUGGGAAAAGGAUAUCCGAACCCGCUCUGCUGACAGUUUUCGUAAACGGUGGGUGGAGUACAUGGUCGGCUUGGGUCGACUGCUUCUGUGAUGACCAAGGAAGAGAGGGACAUUCUGGAAGAAAGAGAGAAAGGACUUGUUCAGCACCACGACCCCUGAAUGGAGGGCAGCCCUGUGUGGGACCCAAUGUACAGAAGACACAGGACUGCUUGGAUUGUGAUAUUGAUGAUUUGGACGAGUUGGCUGAUGAGUCUCCAGAUAUAAUAUUAGGUCGUUGGUCUCAGUGGUCUGAAUGGUCAAGAUGUGACGUAGACUGCCUCCGAACUAGGAGGAGACGAUGCCUCACUAUCAAUGCGUGUCGGGGUAUCGACUAUCAGGUCGCCCAGUGUCCACUCUGCAUCAGGACUUCCAAAUCUGAUAUUAUCGAUGGAUCAUCGUACUGGCCUCUUUUUAUUGCGUUAUCAAUAGCGUUCCUUAUAUUUAUAGUAGUGGUUAUUCUGGGAAUCAAAUAUUUGAAGAUUAAAAUGAAUGAAACCUCGCCUUACGUCAAACCUCCUUCAGGAUCCAAUUACUUCGGGAACGUAAUCAAAAGAACUUUGACCAAUCAACCGGACCUGACUAUACAUGAAGAGUUCCAAACUAUUGACUCCCGGAGGACGCACAGACACAUGAGCACAUCCACUAACGCGAGACACGAACAUUUAUAUGAAGUACCGCAAUUAGCUAACAGCUACAUCACGCCUAUAGACCACGAGGUAAGAACCGAAAGAAAUGGAAGCGAAAGGAAUUACGCUUGCAAGGACAGCGUCGAGUCAGACCGAUCUGACUCCAGUUGCUUUUUGAGCUGUGAGUUCUACUAUGCACUAUCGAGAGCCGGUUCGUCGUAUGGCAAUGAAAGUAUAGAAAUGUCACCAUCAUUGAAAAACAACGCAUCUGUAGAUUCAAAAUUCUUUGCAAAGAACCUAGAUGUAGCUACUUCGAAAAUCUUGUCAUCUGACGGUGAUUGGUUGAAUCUUAAUAAGUGUGGGGUUAGCUUGUUCGUCCCCGAUGGAGUUGUGGAUAAGGGCGAAGAGCUAUUCUCGAUUGAGGUCGCAGACGACGACUGGAAUAGGCCGCUGCUGCAAGAAGGUGAAACUCAACUGAGCCCGGUUAUACGGUGCGGACCCAAAAACUUUCACUUUUGUAAGGGUGUGGUUUUAUCCUUUCCACAUUGCGCAUCUUUGAAGAACACCAGCUGGCUUCUAUAUAUCCUCCAAAGGCCCGAAGAAAUCAACUCGAGGGAGUGGCGGAAAGUUUUGACUUUGGGCCAAGAAACCCCCGGUACCCCACUGUUUGCCCAAGUCGACCCUUCCAAAGUUUACCUAGUGAGCGAAUUUCUAAGCGACUUUGUUCUAGUCGGGAGGAGUUUUAGCGGUCUAGACGCGAAGCUGUUCAAACUCGCUCUGUUUAUAUCUAAACGAAUGGACGACAGUUACUAUAGUUUAAAGAUGCACGUGUUUAACGAUACACCCUACGCUUUUUAUGAUUGUUAUGAGAGUGAAAAGAGAUCGGGAAGUUUGUUACUCUGUGAACCGAAAACAUUUUAUUAUCAAGAAAAUUGUUCGGAUUUAUGUAUUAAUAUUAGGGAUGUCGGGGUAGGCUGGAAGAUACAUUCCGGAGGAAAAUAUCAGGAACUUCCUUAUUCUCAAGUUUGGAACAUGGCUGUCAGAUCUCUAAGUUGCAUAUUUGUGCUCCAACAAACAGAUUCAAUAAAUUGUUUAGAACUGAACAUUACCGUUUUUCAGAAACAAAAGCAAUCAAACUCCGUCAAUUUCAAUUUGAAAACAAAUGAUUUUAAUAUCAAUAAUAAGAGGUUUAGUUGUGCGAGCGUAGAGACUGUUAAUAUAUUAGAGAAUCCUUUCAAUUAUUCUUCACUGACCAAAAAAGAGGGGAGAUAUGACUUUGUGUAUAAGAACCACAGUUUUAGGAGUUAUUUCAACGUUGACAAUAAUUACCGGACUAAUGUGUUGACGAAGUCCGAUAGAGUGAUACUGUGUAAACUAUUGGACUCUCAGACAGCGAAAGGGAACGACUGGCGCCUGUUGGCGGAGAAAUUGAAAAUUUGCUCUUACUAUUAUUAUUUCUCGAACACUUGUUCUCCGACGGAAAACAUAUUGAAUUUAUGGUUGUGUAGGAAUAACGACGUCAACAUGCUGGUCAAUUUGUCAAGGAUAUUCAGGGAAAUGGGCAGGAUUGAUUGCGCGACAGUUGUCGAGAGGCGGUGUUUCCCAAAUUGAUGGGAACAAAGAAUUGUGAAACAAUUGUUGAGUUUGUAUGGAUCGAAAUAUUUUCUCUUCUUUUAUAAAGGAAAUGUUUAGAGGAAAUACUAGAAAGCUUUAUUUUGUCGAUUGUAUGAAUCUCUAUAUUUCUACUCCCUUUGAAGAUUGUUUACUUUGUAUAUUGUUUCAGUUCGUUAAAGAACUUAACAGAAUAAUGAAUUGAAGUCCUUCUUCAACCGUCAGUAUAGCUUCUAUUAUAUAUUAAGUCUAGUUUUUUACAAAUUAUGUUGUUCAUAUCUCCUUUCAACAUAGAUCGCUGUUUUCAAUAUUUUCACUUGUAAGCAAAUUUUCACUUUUAGUCGUGCAAAUCUAGUAUCGUUUUAAUCAGUAUUAUCUUAGAAAUGCUUAAUAUUUUACUAAAGAGUAUGUUUGAAAAACAUUAUUAGUUGUAUAUAAAUAAAUAUUAAUGAACCAAAUAGAUACUGUAAUGUUUAGAUAAGAAAAUUGAGUAGUGAUUUCAAGUUUUUGAAUUAAAGUAAACAUUUGGAAAUAUUUUUGUAC